Molecule: messenger RNA, 135 nt
Organism: Merops nubicus (carmine bee-eater)
Lineage: Eukaryota; Metazoa; Chordata; Aves; Coraciiformes; Meropidae
Gene: STMP1
Product: chromosome unknown open reading frame, human C7orf73
Exons: 2
Source: RefSeq, a predicted model, not a curated record
CUUGGUUUUACUCUUGGGAAUGUGGUUGGAAUGUAUCUGGCUCAGAACUAUGAUAUUCCUAACAUUGCAAAGAAGCUUGAGGAAUUUAAGAAGGAUGUGGAAGCUAAGAAGAAACCUCCCAGUGACAAGUCCUAA